Molecule: messenger RNA, 756 nt
Organism: Elephantulus edwardii (Cape elephant shrew)
Lineage: Eukaryota; Metazoa; Chordata; Mammalia; Macroscelidea; Macroscelididae
Product: protein spire homolog 2-like
Exons: 3
Coding region: 1-756 (251 amino acids)
Biological process (GO): intracellular transport; polar body extrusion after meiotic divisions; Golgi vesicle transport
Cellular component (GO): cell cortex; cytoplasmic vesicle membrane
Molecular function (GO): actin binding
Source: RefSeq, a predicted model, not a curated record
AUGCGCCUCCCCACCUCGACUAGGUUAAAAAUUGAUCCGAACAAAGAAGGGAAAGUCAUCUUGCGUAUAAAGCGUUCAGCAGUGUUCCCCCGGUCUGGCGGGCGGCGGCGGGCGUUCCUGGUCUGGCAGGCGGCCGCGUGCGUUCCCCCCAUCGGGCGCAACUGUCAAGAAAUCAAGCACUUGUGGCUGGAGUUCAGCCAUCCUGUGGAAAGCCUGGCACUGACUGUGGAGGAGGUGAUGGACGUGCGCCGUGUGCUGGUAAAGGCUGAGAUGGAGAAGUUCCUGCAGAACAAAGAGCUCUACAACAACCUGAAGAAGGGGAAGAUAUGCUGCUGCUGUCGGAUCAAGUUCCCACUCUUCUCCUGGCCACAAACCUGUCUUUUUUGUAAGAGAGCUGUCUGCUCUUCGUGUAGUGUCAAGAUGAAGAUGCCAUCUAAGAAGCUGGCCCAUAUCCCUGUGUACACACUGGGCUUUGAGAGUCUUCCCAGGGCUUCAAGUGCCACAGCCACAGCCACACAGAGAAAAGACAUCUUCCAGUCCCUGCAGGGGCCCCAGUGGCGGGGCGUGGAGGAGGAAUUCCCUCACAUCUAUGCCCAUGGCUGCCUCCUGAGGGGCGUCUGCAGUGACUGCACCAGCUUCGUGGCGGAGGUGGUCCGCUCCAGCCGCAAGAGCGUGGAUGUCCUCAACACCACGCCGCGCCGUGCCCGCCAAACCCAGUCCCUCUACAUCCUUUCCGCCAGGACUCUGGACUUGUAG